This is a messenger RNA of Dermatophagoides pteronyssinus (European house dust mite), 3610 nucleotides long. It is a transcript of the gene norpA, whose product is annotated as no receptor potential A. The record is from RefSeq and is a predicted model, not a curated record. Gene Ontology annotation, biological process: phosphatidylinositol metabolic process; release of sequestered calcium ion into cytosol; phosphatidylinositol-mediated signaling. Gene Ontology annotation, molecular function: calcium ion binding; phosphatidylinositol-4,5-bisphosphate phospholipase C activity. Lineage: Eukaryota; Metazoa; Arthropoda; Arachnida; Sarcoptiformes; Pyroglyphidae.
UUCCAGAUUGUCAUCAUUGGAUUCUAUAUGAUUUUCCAAAAAAAAUUUCUACAACUACCAACAACAGUUUUUUUUCGUGUGUAUAGAAAGUUGUUGUUGUUCGGUUUCGAUCAAUAUUGGAUCUAUAGAAUAGUAGCCUGUAGAUUGUUGUUGUUGUUUGUUUGGUGUUUGACAAUGUUUUUAUCGAUGACAUUCGUCGAUUCGAUCAUCAUCAUCAAACAAUUUUUGUUUUGAAUGAAAAAUCAUUUCGAAAAAUGACCAAAGCAUAUGAAUUUAAUUGGUGUCGACCGGUACCGAAUGAAUUAUUCGAUGGUAAUACAUUUGAUGUUUGGGAAGAAGUAUUUAUCGGAUCAAAAGAAAAAGGUGAAAUAAUUUACGAACAAGAUGCAUUGGUACGGGUGGAUAAAUUCGGAUUUUUUAUCUAUUGGAAAUCGGAAGGAAAAGAAGGACAAGUAUUAGAAUUGUGUCAAGUGAAUGAUAUUCGUGCCGGUGGUGUUCCAAAGGACAUAAGAUUAUUAGCCGAAUUACAAAAUCGUUAUAAACAUAAUCUUGAAGAAAUUUCAUUAACAAUUUGCAGUGGAACUGAUAUGGUCAACAUAAACUAUACGCACAUUGUUGGUCCUAAUCCCGAAAUAGCCAAAAUUUGGCAAUUAGGAUUACGAUCAAUAACAAAUAAUAAUAAAGCCAAUAAUGUUUGUCCGAUGAUUUGUUUGAAAAAACACUGGAUGAAAUUAGGGUUUUUAAGCGAUGCCAAUGGAGAUAUACCGGUCAAAAGUGUGGCGAAAACUUUUGCAUCAGGAAAAACGGAAAAAUAUGUUUAUCAAUGUAUGAAAGAAGUAAAUUUACCAUUCGAAAAGAAUGAUACAAUUCAUCCGGAUGAUUGGACAUUUGAAAAAUUCUAUCAACUUUAUCAUAAAAUUUGUCCACGUAGUGAUAUUGAAGAAUUAUUUCAUUCAAUAACGCAAGGAAAAUCCAAUUUUAUUGAUGCAAAACAAUUGAUUGAAUUUCUUAACGAGCGACAACGAGAUCCACGAUUGAAUGAAAUACUAUAUCCAUUUUAUGAUGAAAAACGUGCUUUAGAAAUUAUGGCAACAUAUGAAACAAAUCCAGAUUUAAUAAAAAAACGUUUACUUUCACAAGAUGGUUUAAUACGUUAUUUAAUGUCAAAUGAAAAUGCACCGGUAUUUUUGGAUCGUUUGGAUGUUUAUAUGGAUAUGGAUCAAUCAUUAUCACAUUAUUAUUGUAAUUCAAGUCAUAAUACAUAUUUAACUGGUAGACAAUUUGGUGGAAAAUCAUCAGUAGAAAUGUAUCGGCAAGUUUUAUUAACUGGUUGUCGUUGUGUUGAAUUAGAUUGUUGGGAUGGUAAAGGUGAAGAUCAAGAACCAAUUAUUACACAUGGUAAAGCAAUGUGUACAGAUAUUCUAUUUAAAGAUGUUAUUUAUGCUAUACGUGAUUGUGCAUUUGUUACAUCACCAUAUCCAUUAAUAUUAUCAUUUGAAAAUCAUUGCAGCAAAAAACAACAAUAUAAAUUAGCUAAAUAUUGUGAUGAAAUAUUGGGCGAUCUUUUGCUAAGAGAACCAUUAUCGAAUUAUCCAUUAGAACCUAAAACACCAUUACCAAGUCCAAAUGAUUUAAAAUAUAAAAUUGUUAUAAAAAAUAAACGUCUAAAUCCGGAAGAUGAAAAAGUUGAAUUGGAACUUUGGAAAAAAGGACAACUGGCACAGGAUGAAGAUGAAGAAAAUGAAGAUCCAUCAGCAAUUAUAACGGCUGAAGAUAUUGCUUUAGACAAAAAAUUCAUAUCACAAGAAUAUGCUGAACCCGAACAAAUAGCAAUGGCAAAUUAUCGUUAUACCGGUGCAACACAACAUAUUCAUCCAUAUUUAUCAUCAUUAGUUAAUUAUGCACAACCGAUAAAAUUUCAAGGAUUCGAUGUGGCUGAAGAAAGAGAAAUAUGUUUUCAUAUGUCUUCAUUUGCUGAAAAUACUGCAUUAGGUUAUCUUAAAACACAAGCAAUUGAAUUUGUUAAUUAUAAUAAACGACAAUUAAGCCGAAUAUAUCCAAAAGGAACACGAGCGGAUUCAAGUAAUUUUCUACCACAAGUUUUCUGGAAUGCUGGUUGUCAAAUGGUCGCGCUAAAUUUUCAAACACCUGAUUUACCUAUGCAAUUGAAUCAAGGAAAAUUUGAAUAUAAUGGUGGUUGUGGUUAUCUACUUAAACCGGAUUUUAUGCGUAGAAAAGAUCGUAUAUUUGAUCCAUUUGCUGAAUCACCUGUUGAUGGUGUUAUUGCUGCACAAUGUUCAGUACGUGUUAUUAGCGGGCAAUUUUUAUCCGAUAAAAAAGUCGGUACAUAUGUUGAAGUUGAUAUGUAUGGUUUACCAACCGAUACAAUUCGUAAAGAAUUUCGUACAAGAAUGGUUCCGGCUAAUGGUCUUAAUCCUGUUUAUAAUGAAGAAUCAUUUGUAUUUCGUAAAGUUGUUCUGCCGGAUUUAGCUGUACUACGAAUAGCUGUUUAUGAUGAAAAUGGUAAAAUGCUUGGUCAACGAAUUCUACCAUUAGAUGGUUUACAAGCAGGUUAUCGACAUAUUUCAUUACGUACUGAAGGAAAUUUUCCAAUGUCAUUACCAAUGUUGUUUAUUUGUAUUGAGCUUAAAAUCUAUGUACCGGAUGGAUUAGGUGAUCUAAUGGAUGCCCUAUCCGAUCCACGGGCAUUUCUUUCGGCACAAGAAAAACGUAUUGCACAAAUGAAAGCAAUGGGUAUUGAAGAAACUGAUAUACAAAAUUUAGCAUUGAUUAAACAACAACGUGAUGAUGAAAUUCGUCGUGAAGAAUAUAAAAUUGAUAAUAUUACUAUCGAUAUGGUAAAAGAGGAUAAAUUCUAUGUUCGUAUUGUACGAAAACAUAGUAAAGAAAUGGAUCAUUUGAAGAAAAAACAACAAAAAGAACGAACACAAAUACAAAAAAAUCAAUGUUUAGCAAUUGAAAAAUUAAUGAAAACAGUUAAAAAUUCAACGGAUUAUGAUGAACUAAGUAAAGAUCCGACAAUAAUGGAAACAGUUAGACAACAGAUAAAACAAUGGUCUGAAAUGAAUGAUCGUCAUCAUCAUGAAGAAUGGGAAUUAUAUAAAACACAAAUAAUAAAUGAAAGUAAAAUCUUAAAGAAAUUAUUUCAACAAUUACAAAGUUUACAAGUUAAACAUUUAGAAACAUUAUUUGAAAAAGAAAGUAAAGAAAUGAAAGCUAAACAGGCAAAAAUUUCCGUUGAAACAGCUAAAGAAGUUGCUAAUGAUAAAACAUUAAGAAAUAAAGCAGAAAAAGAAAGAAGAUUAAAAGAAAAAAAUAGUAAUAAUACGAAAAAAUUUAUUGAAGAAAGAAAAGCGGCAGCCGUCAGGCAGAAUAAAGAACGUGAAAAAAUUAAAAAAAUUCAUGAAAAACAAUGUCAAGAUUUGGAUAAAGUUAUUGAAAAUAGAUUGGAGAUUUACAAAAAUGAACUUCUUGAAUAUGAUUUGGAAAGCAAAAUUCGAUUUUACGUAUGAAAUGAAUUGAAUGAAAAAUCAACAACUUUUUUAAAUAAAUAAAAUCUUUAAAACGAAAACAACAAAAAUCAAAUUUU